CAGGCGGCCAUCGAGGCGGCGCGGCAGGCCAAGCAAAUGGGGAACGCGGGCGCGCCCAUCUCCACAGCCAGCUCCACACAGAGGAAGAGGCAGCACUACACCAACAAGCCCAAGAAACCCAUCAACACGGCCCCAACCAGACCUCCCAGAGCCCUGCUCUGCCUCACCCUCAAGAACCCCAUCCGCAGAGCCUGCAUCAGCAUCGUGGAGUGGAAACCGUUUGAAAUUAUCAUUUUGAUGACUAUAUUUGCGAACUGCGUGGCCUUAGCUGUCUACAUCCCCUUCCCAGAGGACGACUCCAACGCCACCAACUCAAACCUGGUAAGUCACACCUGACCUGACACAGGUUCUUAUGUCAUGUUGCUAUGGUUAUUACGCUCUGUUUGACUGUAGGUGCCAGGUGGCUGUGUGUGUGUGUGUGUAUGUGUGUGUGUGUGUGGGGGUUGGGGGCUCCCGAGUGGCG
This is a messenger RNA of Oncorhynchus gorbuscha (pink salmon), 463 nucleotides long. RefSeq names its product voltage-dependent L-type calcium channel subunit alpha-1C-like. Gene Ontology annotation, molecular function: high voltage-gated calcium channel activity. The transcript is spliced from 2 exons. Gene Ontology annotation, cellular component: voltage-gated calcium channel complex. Gene Ontology annotation, biological process: calcium ion import across plasma membrane. The coding region runs from base 37 to 336 and encodes 99 amino acids. The record is from RefSeq and is a predicted model, not a curated record. Lineage: Eukaryota; Metazoa; Chordata; Actinopteri; Salmoniformes; Salmonidae.